AUGGCUACCUUUCUUAGAAGCAACAGAAGUAUCGUUUUGACAGGUGUUUUCGUCACAUUUCUUUUCCUAUUACAAUUAUGUAACGCAAAGGUCGAAAAUACCUCAGAAUACGAAUAUGAUCCCGAAAAAACAAUCGAAGAAAACUUUUUCUCCUAUUCUCAAUUCGGUCUAUACUACUUCCGUCGAAUACACUUUUUUGACAAAUACUUUACAAUCGUCCUCUUCGCAAUCGGCUUUCCAGGAAACUUCAUCUCUUUCCUAGUGUGGUCAAGUAAACGGAUGUACCACGGCAAUUCGGCAGCUGUUUAUCUUGCAGCUCUUUCCCUCAACGACACUGUUGUUCUAGCCAUAGCCUUGUUCCGUGACUUGACAAAAAUAUGGGAUGUACCUUUUUACCCCACGCCCGGUUCGUGUGAGGUGUUGGAGACAAUAACACUCACUGUCCAGUACGCUUCGCCCUUGUUCGUUCUUGCCUUCACUAUAGAACGUUGGCUUGCGAUUUGUCAGCCCUUUAUGGUUUCUCGUAUUUGCUCAGUUCAACGUGCUGUCCGAAUUUGCAUUGGCAUCAUUGUGCUAACACUCCUUGUCUGUUCUCCCAUGGCGUACCUCAUAGGCACCGAUCCACUAGGAUGCCAGCCAAGGUCCUGGGCUGUGUUUCAUUUCACAACUACCCUCGAGAUACUCUAUUCACUGGUCACUCCGCUCUUGGUGCUUACUUUUAACUGCUUAGUGAUCAAUGAAAUGUCGAAAAUCCGGCGUUCUCAGAUGAUGAAAAUGCUUCCCGGAACUAAGAGGAACAGUAGAAGCGGGAGUGACAUGGACGAGGUUGGAUUUUUCCGUCGACUGUUCCGAAAAUCCAGGGAGAGGAGAUUGGAAUCAGGGGUUCCAAUGACGGUGGCGCUAACUAAAGACGCUUACAGACGAAAGACUGAAAUUGACUCUGGUGGCGGGGAUGCGUCGUCGCCCAAGUUCAAGUCAACCACCAUCAUGCUACUGGUAGUCAGCUUCUAUGUGAUUAUUGCAACUCUGCUAGGUGGCCUCUGGUACGUGCUUGACAUCAAAUUCACCAUCGAGGCCUACGCCAAGUGGAAAAAGCGCCAAGUAAGUUCUACCUAA
This is a messenger RNA of Mesocestoides corti, 1116 nucleotides long. NCBI's taxonomy places the organism in Eukaryota, Metazoa, Platyhelminthes, Cestoda, Cyclophyllidea, Mesocestoididae. The record is from the annotation of a GenBank genome assembly.